Molecule: messenger RNA, 1897 nt
Organism: Thamnophis elegans (Western terrestrial garter snake)
Lineage: Eukaryota; Metazoa; Chordata; Lepidosauria; Squamata; Natricidae
Gene: NHLRC3
Product: NHL repeat containing 3
Exons: 7
Coding region: 53-1099 (348 amino acids)
Biological process (GO): protein polyubiquitination; proteasome-mediated ubiquitin-dependent protein catabolic process; negative regulation of translation
Molecular function (GO): protein binding; translation repressor activity; ubiquitin protein ligase activity
Source: RefSeq, a predicted model, not a curated record
GCAUGCGCGGGCCAGUGUGCCUGUUUUCGUAAGCGGCCGCUGCAGUGAUUCGAUGGGGGCUCACGACCAUUCUCGGGUGCGGUUGUUUGCAGGACUCGGAGGGGCUGGUUUGUUCCUGUUGUUCAUAGUCCUGUAUAGAGUCGGGUCCGAGUUGGAGGUGCUAAAUCAGUGGGCUACUUAUUCAUUGUGGCGGAUACAGAAACCACUCUACAAACUUGAUCUAGAGUGGCCAAAGUUUUCAGAAGAAUUUACUGGUCAAACAUUUUGUGUUGCUGUUGAUCAUCUCCAGGGAUUAGUCUACGUGGGACAGAGAGGUAAUGAUGACGUGCCAAAGGUCUCAGUAUUCUCGGAGGAAGGCUAUCUUGUACAAACAUGGAAAACAGCCACCAUUGAGAUGCCCCAUGGAAUCUUUGCACUGAACACACCUAAUGGAAGCUCUGUGUGGAUUACAGAUGUAGGAAAUGGAAAAUAUGGCCAUACAGUGAAACAGUACAGCCCUUUCGGUGAACUCCUUCGAGUCAUAGGUACUCCAGGUAUAGCAGGUUCUGAUACAGACCCUCUACAGUUUGACCAGCCAGCAGAGGUUUUUGUGGAAUCAACCGGAAACAUUUACAUUGUGGACGGUGAUGGAGGACUAAAUAACCGCUUGCUCAAAUUGACAAAAGAUUUAAAAAUUCUAUGGCUACGUGGAGAAAACGGUACUGCGCCUACACAGUUCAGGAUUCCACACAGUGUAACUGUGGAUUCGGUUGGGCGGGUCUGGGUUGCGGAUAGAGCCAACUGGAGAAUCCAAGUUUUUGCAAAAAGUACUGGGGAAUGGUUAGGAUCUUGGGAUAAGUGCUUCACAGAAGAUGGUCCUUACUCUGUAAGGUUUACUCCUGAUCAGCAGUAUAUAAUUGUGGCCCACCUAAACGUUAAUAAGAUUUCUAUUUUGGCAGCCCCACCAGUAGGAUUAAUUGGGGAUUGCAUUGUAGUAGACACAAUCCAGCUUGCAAGAGAAGUCAAGCCUCAUCUUCUGGAUGUCAGCUUAAGUACUGGAGCCAUAUAUGUGGCAGAAAUUGGAGCUGAACAAGUACAGAAAUAUGUACCUUUGGACUAACGGUAUCUUUCAUGCCAUACAAGCAAGUGUGGAAUCUCUCAUCUGUCACAACUUGAUGUGGUUCUUAGAUUCCUCUCUGUCUCACAGCUGAUUGCUGUGCUAGUUGGGGCGGGGCGGGGGGGGGAUCUCUAGGAGUAGCUGGCGGAGGGAUUUUGCUCUACUUGAUGGCCUGCUCUCCCCAGUUGUGCAAUACUUGAAAUAACUACUGAUGCAUUCUGUGCAUUUAUCUCAGGGACUAGUUUGUCUUUUAGUAUUUUAGCUAAAUUUUACGGACCAUGUUUUAAUUGGUUUUUCAUAUUUCUCUUGCAAUACAAUUCCAAGAGUUUUUCUGUUCAUUCUUUUAACAUAAUCAGAGUUAUGUGCUUGCAGUGGUUUUAUUGCCAGCCUUAAAUUUGUUUACAGUCAGUGGGAGACAACAGCAUAUUUGAUUAAAUAAACAGGGAGGGUGGGAGGGCUAUUGCAGUAAUCUCAGGGAGCAACUCCUACUCCAUGAGCAGGUAAGAUCUUUGAAAAACACAUAUACUUCAGCAUUAGUGGAGCCUGGGCUAAUGGCAAUCCCUGUCCACUGAAGGUUUUUCUAAGCACAGCCCCUAUUCAAAGGCAACUUAAAGCGUUCCUUCAAUUGCUGAUUUGUUUUCCUGCUAUAUUUUGGUAUAGUACUCUGAAAUGGAUAUUUUAAAAAAUUUGGUAUGUUGUGACUGUUCAGCCUACCAAACCAGUCCUAUACAUUAUCGUUGCCUUGUUUUAUACUCAUUAUUGUGAUGGUUCUCAUCUUUUAAAGAAACUUUUUCUGAAUAA